AUGGCAAACCAAAGAGGGUUACAUGUAGUGAUGAUCAUCACAGCUUGGUUUCUUUCUUCAGCAACUAGCAUCCAUGGCUGGGGAAUAGAAGGUCACACCAUCGUCUGUCAAAUCGCUCAGGCUAGGCUUGAUGAAACUGCAGCGAAGGCGGUGAAAGAGCUCUUACCUGCAUCAGCAGAAGGAAACUUGUCAAGCUUAUGCGUUUGGGCUGAUCGUGUCAAAUUCAGAUACCAUUGGUCUUCUCCUCUUCAUUACAUCAACACUCCUGAUACAUGCUCAUACAAUUACAACAGGGAUUGUAAAGACGAAGAUGGAGUGAAAGGAAGAUGUGUUGCAGGAGCUAUUUACAAUUACACCACACAGCUUCUUACCUAUAACACUGCAGAAGCUUCAUCUCAGUCUCAAUACAACUUAACAGAGGCACUGCUCUUCCUUUCUCAUUUCAUGGGUGAUAUCCAUCAGCCUUUACAUGUGAGUUUUGCUUCGGAUAAAGGAGGGAACACCAUAGAUGUGCAUUGGUACAGGAGAAAAGCCAACCUUCACCAUGUUUGGGACUCCAGCAUCAUUGAGACCGCUGAAGCAGAUCUCUACAACUCCGAGCUUGGAGGAAUGGUGGAUGCAAUAACAAAGAAUAUCACGACAGAAUGGGCAAGUCAAGUCAGUAGAUGGGAGAGUUGCACAAAGAAAACUGCAUGCCCAGACAUAUACGCAUCUGAAGGUAUUCAAGCAGCUUGUGACUGGGCAUACAAGGGAGUAACUGAAGGAGACACUCUAGAAGAUGAAUACUUUUAUUCUCGUCUACCGAUAGUGUAUCAACGCUUAGCACAAGGAGGUGUGAGACUAGCAGCUACUCUAAACAGGAUUUUCGGUUGA
Molecule: messenger RNA, 873 nt
Organism: Microthlaspi erraticum
Lineage: Eukaryota; Viridiplantae; Streptophyta; Magnoliopsida; Brassicales; Brassicaceae
Source: the annotation of a GenBank genome assembly